This is a messenger RNA of Amphibalanus amphitrite, 3369 nucleotides long. RefSeq names its product ecdysone-induced protein 74EF-like. Gene Ontology annotation, molecular function: DNA-binding transcription factor activity, RNA polymerase II-specific; sequence-specific DNA binding. Lineage: Eukaryota; Metazoa; Arthropoda; Thecostraca; Balanomorpha; Balanidae. The coding region runs from base 333 to 2285 and encodes 650 amino acids. The transcript is spliced from 15 exons. Gene Ontology annotation, biological process: cell differentiation; regulation of transcription by RNA polymerase II. The record is from RefSeq and is a predicted model, not a curated record. Gene Ontology annotation, cellular component: nucleus.
GGCGGCAGAGCUAGCACGCGUGACGCUCCUGCUCGGCGACGGUGACGCGCGCAGCACGUGACUCCGGCAGUGCGGCGCAGUGGUGUGACGGAGCGGCCGGAGACUGGGACCAAACCGGACACAGACCAGGCAGGAGAGGAGAGAAGACGACAGGACGGCGCGCGGCCCGGGAGCCCGCCUCGGUAUGCUGUCCUGUGCCGGACACGCAGAACUGCAGAAACGCAAGUCCGGACCCAGCGAAGCAGCCGGACCCUAGCAGAUUGGUGAUGUGAUUAUCGCCGAUAUCCGAAACAGCUGCUUCUUGGAAAGUCUGAUCUGAGUGCGGAGACAACAUGAUGCCAACCAACUCUGAUGACGACCUGAUGUCCUGGUUGACCAACCAGCUCGACUACCACGUGGAUGCCAAGCAGCCGCCGCCGCCACCGCCGCCGCCCCCGCCGCCGCCACCGCCGCAGCCGCCCCCGCAGCCGUCGGCGCCGCCCGGGACUUUCCCGUGCGAGAGGCUGGCAGGAGGCGGCGGCCCGGUGAGCUUCGCCGAGACAGACAUCGACACAAACAUGAACACAGAGGAGCAUGUGCACGCCAUUCUGGAGGAGGAGCCCCUGCCGGCCGGCCCCGGCUACCCGCCGCUGGUGGACCCCACCAACGACCUGGGGGCCAUCGAGGAGACCUUCAACUCGGACGCGGCGCGCCAGCUGUUCAGCGCCUCCACCAGCGUCAGCCUCGACUUCGACCUGGGCAACCUGCUCUCAGAGUAUAGGGUGGGCGAACUAAUGGCAGAGGGCGGCAUGUCCGUCAAUGAGCGGCGAAUGCGGAUGCGUCGUCAGCUGUCGGCGCCCGGGGAGCUGACCCCCCAGCUGCAGCAGCUCCACAUCAAGGUCAAGGACGAGCCGGACCGGACAUGUGAACUGCCGUGUCGGGAGCGACUAUCGGCCGCCGACCCCGCCCGACGCUCCAUCGCCGUCAACAACCCCCUGCUAGCUAGUCUGUUGGAGUCGUCUGGCGCGAAGAGCCGGCCGACGCAGUGUAUGUCCAGUGUCACCUCACCUCCGUCCUUCGCCGCCGAGCCUCCUCCGUUCGGCUCUGUGCCGCCGCGCGCUGCCGUCAGCCGCACCGCCAGCGCCCCCUGCCACCAGGCCAUCAAACAGGAGAAACUGGAGCCGCCGGACAGUAUCGACACCGAUGACGCGGACCUGGCCGAUUUUAUGUGUUCGAAUGGUGGCAGCGGCGGCGGCGGAAACAGUGAUGGCUCCGGUCCGUCCACCAGCGCGGUGGCCGCCGAUUUCUACGGGUCUCUGUCGUCGGGCGGCGAGCGGCAGUCGGCGCCGGCCGACGCCCUGGGCCGGCCCGGCGAACACUCCAAGCUGCUCGAGAUGCUGACCUCUGAGGGCGCGGCGGCGGCGGCGGCGGCCGUGGCGGCGGCAGCGGCGGCGCCCGGACCCGCCGGCCUGCGCCAUCCGGCCGGUCACCCCCAGCAGCAAGGCUCGCUGCCACCCAGCCCAGCCGACAGCGGAGUAUCGGAUGUCGACAGCAGCAGCGGCAACGCCAGCAACGACGAGUCCAAGCCGCGGCUACACUUGGUGGGCCGGACAGACGACGUGCAGCACCCCGCUCACCCGUUCUACGGUCAGCAGAGGCACCCGUUCCGGCACCAGCCCUACCCGCGACCACCAGUGUCGGACAGUUUGUACGGCAGCGGCGCGGCGGCUGCCCGGUCCCCGUACCCAGUCUCGGGCUCCAGCAGUGUGCCGCCGUCCCCAGUGGCGCUCUACGCCUCCAGCCUGGGUCUCCCCGCCCCACUGUUCGGCGACGGCCCGCUGUCGCUGCCGUCACCUCUGCUCGGCAGCCCGCCGGCCACCAGCCCCGAGGCCAUGUACCGGGCGGCCGGCGCGUUCGACUUUGACGUCAACCGUCGGAGAGGGCGGCGACCGCGCCCCGACGGCUCCUCCGCACCCAAACGGAAGAGCAGAGACGGCUCGUCGCUGUACCUGUGGGAGUUCCUGCUGAACCUCCUGCAGGACGCCCGCUACACACCCUCCAUCAUCAAAUGGGUCAACUUCCGCGAGCACGUGUUCAAGCUGACCGACUCCAAGGCGGUGGCGGGCCUGUGGGGCCGGCACAAGAACAAGCCCGACAUGAACUACGAGACCAUGGGACGCGCAAUGAGGUACUACUACCAGCGUGGCAUCCUCAACAAGGUGGACGGCCAGCGACUCGUCUACCAGUUCAAAAACGUGCCCCGGGACCUAAACGAUAUCGUCGAAAUCGACUGUUCUGGCACAUAGGUGGCACGGCGUCUGACUGCCCACUGUACAAACUGUACAAAAGUGUGAUAUACUGCCUCUCUGAGUACGUGCGGCGUGCGUGUGGAGACCCCCAGUGGGAGGCCCCUCCGGCGUGAGGAGCUCCAGUCAAUGAGAGGGGCGGCGAGCGCCGACGCACCGGUGCGCCUGAUGAACUGUGUGGUGAAGCGUAUGAUAAAGUGUAUGCUCUAUUGUGUCGCGCAGUGUUUGAAUUGUGCGUGUUGAGAGUCGGUGUGAAUGCGUCACCGAGACUUGCGUCAGCAGCGAAUGCCUUACAUCAAAUCGCCCGACACUGUGGUGGGCCCUAACAAGCUAUUUUUUACACUUAGACUGUGCGUGAAAAGUGAAAAGCGUGAUCUCACUUUUUCAAGCCUACUUAAUGUUCGUUGGUGCGUGGGGCAUAUAUCGGUGCGCUCGCGUUCUCGUAUAUAAACCUAAACAUAUAAUUAUAUCUGUGUUUGGCGGCCGCUGGCGCCGCCGUGUGUGUACAGAUUAUUUACCAUUGUUCGCCGCGCCAUCCCGAGUUUCCAGUACCUGACGGGGAGAGACCGGCGGCCACCUCCGAGACGCCCCAGGCUUCCAGCGCACGCUCCCCGCGCGGCCCGCCCAGCCCAGCGCCCCGCCCCGCCCCGGCCUGCUGUGUCAUCGGUGUUCAGUCACUUUUCGCUGUUACUUCCUGGCGCGCCGCGUCCGUAUGUGUUGACCGUUUCUUUGUCAGACGAUCUGUGGCAGCAGGAAUCUCGUGUGACAAUCGGCCGCGCGCGCCGCGCUGGCCCGCUGUUCGUAGCCGUACCGCCGAGCCGCGCGCACCCCUCCCGGGCCCGAGCGGCCGAGUCCGCCGGUCAGUCGGCCCUGACGGCUCGGCCGACGGCGGCGGCGCUCCGUCGGCCCGAUCACUGGUUAUGUGUCGCCCUCUGUUUCGUCCUUCGUCAAUUCACAAUCACAUAUCUCUUUGCGGAGGCCUCGGUUCAAACCGGGGCGAUCUGGCCGGAACGCGCGCGCUAGCAGGCUGUACAACGCGUGUCAUGUCGAUGGAAGAAGAAAGAAUACAGAUAAAACUGAACCA